Messenger RNA from Letharia columbiana, 1287 nucleotides. RefSeq lists its product as uncharacterized. The record is from RefSeq and is a predicted model, not a curated record. The transcript has 2 exons. Gene Ontology annotation, biological process: regulation of mRNA processing; protein phosphorylation; spliceosomal complex assembly. Gene Ontology annotation, molecular function: ATP binding; protein kinase activity. NCBI's taxonomy places the organism in Eukaryota, Fungi, Ascomycota, Lecanoromycetes, Lecanorales, Parmeliaceae. The coding region runs from base 1 to 1287 and encodes 428 amino acids.
AUGGCGAUGGGCUCUGCUUCGUCCGCCCGCUUUCGCCCGAUAUAUAACUGGCAGGAUGAUGUUGAAGAUCUCGAGGACUAUCGUUGGGGGGGCUAUCAUCCGAUCCGACUAGGCGAUGAUUUGUCCAACAGGCGCUAUUACAUCGUGCACAAACUUGGAUAUGGGAGGUCUUCAACUGUCUGGCUGGUCAGAGACCGCGUGGAGAAUCGAUACGUUUCUCUCAAAGUCAUCACAGCAAGACACUCGAAGCUGAGUCCGGAAGUCGACGUUAGGAACCGCUUACGUUGCGGAGACCGGCAUCAUCCGGGUCACCCCUUUGUUCUUUCUCCACUGAAUGAAUUCUACAUUGAUGGACCUAAUGGCCGCCACCUAUGUCUGGUCAGUGAGCUGGCUGGGCCGAGUAUCUUGGAGGUGAAAAUGGCGGCGGAACAUGGCAUGCUAUCAAUUGAAGCUGCGCAAAAUAUCACUGCACAGCUGGCCCUAGGAUUGAGUUACGUACACUCUUGCGGUGUAAUUCACGGAGAUAUACACACGCACAAUGUGGCGUCUCAAAUCCCCAAUCUCGAUUCCUGGACUGCGGAGAAAAUCUAUGAAAAUUUUGGCGAGCCGGAAAGGAGCCCGAUAUUACGAUGCGACAAUGAGCCCUUAGGUCCAGAGGCUCCACCUUAUGCGGUUCCACCAGCUUAUUUCUGGAGCAUAGGUGAAGAGAACCUGACCAAGCAGAUAAAGAUUAUCGACUUUGGUGAGGCAUCCUUUUCCCAGGAUGAACGAAAGAAAUUGCACACCCCGAUGCCGUUUCGGGCCCCCGAGUCAUUCUUCGGUGAAUUGAUAGGACCGGCGGCCGAUGUUUGGGCCUUUGGUUGUACAGUCUUCAACGUCUUCGCUAAUGGUCAACUCUUUGAUGGCUUCAUGUCGAGCGAAGAUGCUAUCCUGGUUGGGAUGGUUGACUCCUUAGGCGUUCUUCCUCCUCAGUGGUGGGAGAAAUGGGAAUGCCGAAGCUACUACUUCUCGAGCGACAGAACACCAAAGGCCAGCAUUACCGCCCAUGAUCCUGGGCCGUCGAAGCCGCUUGCACUACGAAUACAGGAGAUGAGAUCUAGCGGAGACCAGUCGGAGGGAGCCCUCAGACCGUUCAAACCCGAUGAGAUGGUCAACCUACAAAAUCUUCUGGCGGCCACUCUGAAGUAUCUUCCAUCCGAACGGGUAACGGCCGAUGAUGUUUCGAAGCUGGAGUGGAUACACCAGUUAUUCUUAAGAUCAAGAACCAAUGAAUCCGAUGCCUUAUAG